AAAUAAUUCAAAUUAAAAAUGUAAAAAUCUACAACCCUUGCAGAUUUCACAAUUCUUUAGAAAUUAGGAGAAGGUUCCUUUGGAUAAGUAUUCAGAGUAAAUUAUAUAAAUAUAAAAAAGGUUAAAAGAGUGAGUGAUUAGUGUGAGUAUGCUAUGAAGAAGGUUAGAAUUAAUAAUUUAAAGUAAAAAGAAAGAGAAAAUGCGUUGAAUGAGAUAAGAAUAUUGGCUUCAAUAAAUGAUGCACAUAUAAUAGGAUAUAAAGAGGCAUUCUUUGAUGAGUUGUCUAAUUAAUUAUGUGUAAUAAUGGAAUUUGCAGCAGGAGGAGAUAUAUCAAAAUAAAUAGGAUAGUGCAUGAAGAAACAGAGUUAGAUUGAAGAGAAAGAAAUUUGGAAGGCCUUAGCACAUAUGACUUUAGGUUUGAGAGUGUUACACAAGUCUGGUAUAUUGCAUCGAGAUUUAAAGAGUGCUAACGUUUUUAAAUCUAUCGAUGGAUAAUAUAAGAUAGGUGAUUUAAAUGUCAGUAAAGUUUCACAUGGAGCAUUAGCAAAAACUUAGACAGGAACACCUUGUAAAAAAAUAAAUAAAUUAGAUUAUGCAAGUCCAGAAGUUUGGAGAGAUUAACCUUAUUCAUCACCUUCAGAUAUUUGGUCUUUAGGGUGUGUCAUUUAUGAAAUGGCUACUUUAAAGCCUCCUUUUCGAGCUUAAGAUGUUUAAGCAUUAUUCAAAAAGGUUUCAUCUGGAGUUUAUGAGAAAAUUCCAAAAUCAUAUUCUAAUUCUUUGAAUGCUAUGGUAAGUUAAUUACUAAAAGUACCUGCUCAUUUACGUCCUACUUGUGAUUAAAUCUUGUCUGAUCCAAAUGUAAAGCCAUAUGUUGAAUAAUAUUGUUAAACAUAAUAAGGAAAUAGUCAAGCAGAACUACUUCAAACUAUUCUAUUACCAAAAAAUCUAAAAUAGUUAUAAGCAAAGUUGCCAAAGCCAACAUAUGAAACUAAUAAAAAUGAAUAUGACUCAAUAAAAUAACCCCCUAAAUCUACAAGAUCUGCGUCUGUAAAUGAAAGGAAGGGAUCUCCAAUUUAAACACCUUAAAUUCCUAAGAAAGAUAUCUCAAAACCAGUAUUAUUUAAAUUCUAAAUUUAGCUAAUACCCCCUGGAUUAAGGAAUAAUUAAUUACCUAUUAAUAUACCUAUUCGUUAAUCUAGUUUAAAUAGACCUAGUUCUUCUGUAAAAAAUUUAAGUCCUGCUCCAAUCAGAAGAUCUGUUGAGAAACAAAACUAAAAUACUUUGAAAAACAAGAGUCCUUCUACUAAAAGAAUUUAUGAAAAUAAUGAGAAUAUCGAUAGAAGUAAUAUAGGUUAAAGAAGGUCAUAUUAAAAUAUAAAGAAUUGA
Messenger RNA from Paramecium sonneborni, 1386 nucleotides. The record is from the annotation of a GenBank genome assembly. Lineage: Eukaryota; Ciliophora; Oligohymenophorea; Peniculida; Parameciidae.